GGGGCGAGUUUUUGCAGGGUGCUGAUUCAGCAUGACAGGUGCGCAUGCGUACUAAGGAAGCCGAGCUGUAGUAGUACGUAAGCUAGACCUUCGAGCAAGUGACGACACGGUACGUUCGCGGUAUAGCCUAGGCACGAGCAGUUGAACAUGACCAAGGCUGCCUGGACAAGAGCUCCGGCCCUUUUCUGUUUGUUUAUGGUCGUGGGAAUAGCGGAGUAUUUUGUGGUGAUCAGAUUGCACGGUUAUCUUGGGAUUGAGGCGGCGCCGGAAUCGACCGCCGCGAGGUCUUUCGCUGCAGUGUCCGGCGGAGAGCAGGGGAAAGAGACGCCGGAACAGGUCGGCGGUGGCAGGACGGGCGUGAAGCGGGAGACAGAUGUUAGAGACAAAGAAAAAGUUGACGAUGACCGAGUUCUCAGAGAUUUCUUGGACGACAACUGCAAGCGAUGCACUUUCAAGGAGAGAAUGGGCAGACUCUACGACAUAUACAGUGCACACGGGAUGUACAGUCUAAAGGACACCAAGGAGCACUAUCAUGGAGAGCCUGAGAACGAACAUGACUUUGUGAGUGUGGUCUCAGAGCCACCGGUAGAACCAGAGGUACUGGUAGAGAAAAUGAAUGUUUCAGAGAAAACCAAGACACCGCCUGGGAAGGCUGGACUGAACAUAUUGCUCAGUCUCAGGACUACAGUGACUAACCACAGAAAGAGGCUGCCUCUACUGUUUGACACGUGGCUCACCAAGGUCAACACCAGUCAGGUGUUCCUGGUCACCGAUGGGGAAGACCCUGUCCUUAGACUCGUGACUAGAAUCAAAGGUAUGCACUAUUUCAAUGCCAAGUGUGGCAACAGCUACCUCAGAGAAGAGUUGUGCUGCAAGGCUGGAAUGGAGUUUGCUCUAAUGUUUCAAGAACGGAAUAAAGCUUUUGACUGGCUGUGCCACGUGGAUGACGACAUAUAUGUCAAUAUGAGUAACCUGGUGCCACUGUUGUCCCGUUUUGACCCCAAGACUGAGCCCAUAUAUAUCGGAAGGUCGGGGUCCGCGUGGCGUUCUCCAAGGAGAGUCAAGAAGAAGGCGGGGCUGAGUCUACCAGGGGAUGACGUACCACUUUGCAGUGGGUGGCAUGUACUGUCUCAGUAGAGCCAUGCUACACAAGACCAUGCAGUGGAUCGUAGGUGGAGAGGCCUUCUCAAAGUCGUGCUCACUCACCAGAGAACCUGAGGAUGUCACUGUCGGCUUCAUUGUCGCCAUGCACAACUACAGUCUGAGUAGGACAGAGAGAAUCAACACACACGGUCUUCCCCUGGAGAGUACCGUGGAGUCUCCAUCUCUCAGUCAUCAGGUUGCAAUCUCAUAUGGCUAUGGUGCAGCGAAGUGGAGAAAACCCACCUACAAUGCUGUGAAUGUCCCUCACCCUUUAUACACCUUGGAAGAAGAUGAAUCUCAGUUUCGUUCCUUACACUGUCUUCUCUACCCUGCCACCUCGUGGUGUGGGUACCGGAGACGACUACUGCAGUCACUGAAGAUUAGUGUCUAAUGAUAUUAUCUAUUGUCUAGCAUUUUAUCCUCAUUCCGUACAUUAUUAAGCUUAGCUCAACAUUAUUUUUUAACACACUAC
Geodia barretti is the source of this 1615-nucleotide messenger RNA. The record is from the annotation of a GenBank genome assembly. NCBI's taxonomy places the organism in Eukaryota, Metazoa, Porifera, Demospongiae, Tetractinellida, Geodiidae.